Rotaria sp. Silwood2 is the source of this 549-nucleotide messenger RNA. NCBI's taxonomy places the organism in Eukaryota, Metazoa, Rotifera, Eurotatoria, Philodinida, Philodinidae. The record is from the annotation of a GenBank genome assembly.
AUGGAUCAAUUGAACUCAACCAUCACUUCAGAGUCCGAUGCAGAUUUGAUUGCAACAAUAAAUAAUGUUACACUCCAACUCAUUCGUUACUUUUCAAUUUUUAUCUUUCUUUUUGGUUCAAUUGGAAAUAUUCUCAAUGUUUUAAUUUUGUCCCAAAGAUCAUUCCGUCCUAAUCCAUGUGCUGUACUUUUUCUAUUCUCAUCGGUGGUAGAUUUUCUUGCUAUCUUGUCUGGUCUUCUUUCACGAAUAUUAUCUGGUUGGGGAGCUGAUCUAACAGCAACAAGUCGAUUUUUUUGCAAGCUUCGUGGUUUUGUUGUUAAUACUGCAAGACCAGUGGCGAUUUGGUAUAUACUUUUCGCUAUGAUUGAUCGAUGGCUUCUGUCAAGUCUUAAAUUACAUCGUCGACAGAUGAGCUCAUUGAAGAAUGCUAAACGAGCUAUGAUUAUUAGUCUCAUUUUAGCUACUAUGAUUUUUUCACAUGUUAUCUAUUGUCAUGAGCCAAAUCGUAUUAAUGCUCCACAGAAAUGUUAUGGUAUAACAAUAGCAUGA